UGCUUACCUUUUUGAUGUCAAAUAGAUAUUUCUUAGCUUAACGCAAAAUUGGUUUGUGCUAUUUGAAGUUGAAGGGAACACCCAAUGAUCUAUGCAUUAAAUAAUUAAUUUCUACGGCAGUCAGAGCACGUAGCCCCCGCCACCAAAAUUCAUUGCCCUUUCCUAAUAUAUGCUCCAUUUUCAACUAAAUUUUUGAACUAAGUAUAGCUUUUGAGCUUCAAAAAAUUAAAGUAAUUUAAAUGCAGUGGUAUCUGCAUUCAGCCUAUUCAACCAGGGAAGGUGAAACAAGACGUUGGGGUUAUGAAUUUCAAGAUGUCAACUCUCAAAUUGCACCCUUGACCAUUUAUAUUGGAAAUUUGCCCUUAUCGGUUACUGAGCAUCAGAUAGCAGAGAAUUUCCGUAUUGAACAAGACUGCAUCACUUUGAAGCGCAAGCCAGGCAAGAAGACAGCCUCUGCCAUCAUUCAACCCACCAGCUGGCAUAAAAGUGAUGUAAUUUUGAGUAGCUACGAUGCAGCGUUCUUUGGAAAACAGAAAGCAUUCGUUAGGCAAGAUUAUGACUGGGGGGACCCAUAUCGCCCCAUCUCAAAGUACUACGAGCCUCAUAGGCUGUCAAGUGAAGAGUUUGACUUGAGACCUGCAUGCAGUGGGCAGCCUACACUUCACGUACUACAUGAUGACAUCUUGCUUCAUAUAAUGAAAUAUUUGAAUGUUGCUGAACAACUGACUCUUGAAGCAGUGUGUCGACGCUUCCAGUCCCUGGUUUACCGCGAGCUGGGCCAGAACAGCGCCAUAGACUUCACUCAUGACAAGUGCAGCUGGCGACGUGCUUUGGUUAACCGUCCUAAAAGCUGGAGCAAGACGCCGGCCCAGCUCACGCAGAACCUCAAGCUGUGCACCUACAAGAUGCUCAUCAUGAACGCUAAUCGCCUCACUACUCUCAGACUCGACGAGUAUCGGUGCAUCUUCGAUAUCAACGUAUUCGCUGCUAUAGGUCGACUUGCUGUGAAUUUGGAGGAUUUAAGCCUUCAAUUCUCGCAUAAGAGAAAGCACUACACCCCCAUGAAGACCAUCUUCACGCGCUGCACCAAACUCAGGACUUUGUGCCUCGAAGGCAGAUUCAACUCUGACGAAUUGAUGCGAGACUUGAGACAGUGCAAAGGCUUGGAGGUUUUGAGGCUGGGCAGAUUGAGGCAUCUCAAUUGGGCUCUUGUGCGGAAGUUGCAAGCUCCUCUGAAAGAGCUCUCAAUCCAUAACGUUGAAGACUUUGCAAAUUUUUGUAAAGCUGGCUUUCAAUUUUGCAACGAUAGCAGCUUCCCAGACCUUCCCUUCAACUCGAGUCUCACGACAUUCCGCAUGUUCAACAACAUCUUACGUCCACGUCUAGAAGUGAGGAAGGAGGGAAUUCUCUCGUCCUUGGCGCAAAAGUGUCCUGCGCUGGUGCAACUCCAACUCGAUUACUCCUUUUAUUCUAAGCCUCCCGAUUUUAAGACAUUCAAUAACUUGAAGGUGCUGCACUUCAUUGCUUCUGACUCAGUUGAAAUUGAUGUUCUUCUCAAAAGCGCGCUACCUGACAUCGAGGAUCUCUACAUCGAGUUUUCAACAGAAAAAAUUGAUGAUAUGCUUAUAGAUCAUGAAGUCAUCACAGUAGACUUUUCGCUGGCGCCGGCGUCAGUGAAGUCCCUGACGCUGCCUUCUGUUGAUCUGGAUGAUGAUUCGUACAAGAGCCUCCUGCGCCUGCCCCAGCUGCAGCGAGUCUUUGUCAAAAGUCAGAAUUUCUCGCUGGCUCAGCUGAAACUGCUCGUGGCCCACGUUCAGCUGGUCGAGAUCGGCGCCGCGAUGUUGACCGUGGAUCUCGCCACGGCUCAGGAGCUCACUGCGCUGCGCAGGAAGGCGCUGGCAGAGGGCAGGUUCAAGUCACCCUCAGCAUGUCACGACCACGACGAGCCCCUCGUACUCCAUGUCGUCUACAAACACCACGUGACCUUCGCAGAUCCUCUAGUCAAAAUUAAAGACCACAAGCUAGACUCGUACAUCUACGAGCGCGUCGGGUCGUGUCGCUUUGACAAUGAGUGGCUGGACUUCGGCCACGACUUCCUCCAGAAGACGGGUUGCCGAUGGCGCUUGUACUCUGAUGAUGAUGAUGAUGAUGACGACGAUUACGACUCGUAUGACGACUACGACGAUGAUAUUGACGACGACGCCUUCUCUAGCUUCGAUCCUGACGAUUAUUGGUAUCAUCCGGACCAGAACUGGCUAUUUGAUGACGAUGAUGAUUUGAUUUACCAUCACAUGUACGUGUACUGAGCCCAUCCUGGCAUGUGCUGCAGUGCUGUGAUACAACGAAUGCUGCUGAUCAGGUCUGCUCUGCGCUGUAGAAGUAAUCUAGCCCUUUUCUUUUCGUUGUUUUGUUCGUGCCAAAAUAGUGUCAUUUUGUACCAAUGAAAUGGGUGUCAUGUUUUCUAGUUAAGUUACAAAGGAUCUUUGAAUUAUGGAGGCUAAGGCCACUUAUUCAAAUAAGGAGGAAUGCCGUUAGAAUGAUUUAAUACAUAAACAUGUACUAUCUGAACGAUUCAUGUCAUUCUAGGUUCGUUGAAUUUUUAAAUUUCAUUUCAGCGGAUUGUCUUUUGUUCUAAUUUGACUGGGCAUUAAGGCUGGUUUUGUAAGAUAUUACUUUUCUGUCGCUCAACCUUGUGUCCUUUACCACAUCACAAUCUUGGAGCGUCACUGAGAUCUGCUUUGUUCUCCGUUGCUCGAGUAAUUCUCAGUCAUCGCAAUCUGUAUGUCUACCAAAUUUACUUGAUCGGUAUUUAAUUUUGCCUCUGAAAAUCUCAUUUAUUUCCUUUGGUAGCUCUAUAGUGUUGCAAGGUUUACUUUGAGAUCUGAAAUUUGGAGCAACGUUUAAAUGGUACGAUUUGGUCCUUAUUUUUCAUAUCCUACAUUAUUGUCGGCUGUUCUGUCUUCCCAGGCUUAAAUUACGUGAACAAAAUUGUUGGCAAAAAUGAUCUUUCUACUACCAAACAUUAGUUGUAAGUUUCUGCGGCUAGUUUACGGAUUUGACGUUGAUUUUCGUAAUGAUGUCUGUUUCGUCACAUAGCCCGAUACAAGUUUCUCUUAGGUUGUUGGAAUAACUGAAACUUGUCACUUUAGCUGCAAUUCAAUUUAAACAGGAGACGAUUUAACUUUUUAUCAAAAUGGCCAGUAAACUUGCCUACUGUUUGGAAAUUGUACUCGCUGAACUGCUACUGAAGUUUACUCCUGUUUAUUAAUAUGGUCCAGUAUUGCUCCUACUCUAUUAAAGUAUUUCAAUCAACAAAUCACAAUGUGUGUAGUAAAGGGCUAAAAUCGCAUUUUUCCUGUGUGAAGCAGGAAUUCGGCUAUUAAUUUGCACUUACGCUCUAAUACAUUCAACAUAGUUCUUGCUUGCGUACAUACCGUCUAAAAUCGCAUUUUUCCUGUGUGAAGCAGGAAUUCGGCUAUUAAUUUGCACUUACGCUCUAAUACAUUCAACAUAGUUCUUGCUUGCGUACAUACCGUCUAAAAUCGCAUUUUUCCUGUGUGAAGCAGGAAUUCGGAUAUUAUUUUGCACUUACGUUCUAAUACAUUCAACAUAGUUCCUGCUUGCGUACAUAGCGUCGCUACUUCCAUUUUCAGCAGAAAGGAAACGUAAAAUAUUUCAUUUUCUUUUAAAUUUUGUUAACCCUAUCCAGCGCUGACGUGUGUUACGAGUUCUGUUGUAGAACUCAAGAUGUCAAUGGCUUUUCUGGUUACGAAUUCGUGUUACCAUGCUUACGUAGUUGAAAGAAUAUUUUUUUACUCAAUAAAUGAGAAUAUUUCAA
This is a messenger RNA of Hyalella azteca, 3838 nucleotides long. RefSeq lists its product as uncharacterized. The record is from RefSeq and is a predicted model, not a curated record. NCBI's taxonomy places the organism in Eukaryota, Metazoa, Arthropoda, Malacostraca, Amphipoda, Hyalellidae. Bases 240 to 2306 code for a protein of 688 amino acids. The transcript is spliced from 14 exons. Gene Ontology annotation, molecular function: protein binding.